This is a messenger RNA of Penaeus chinensis, 2933 nucleotides long. Its product is annotated as innexin inx2-like. The transcript has 4 exons. Lineage: Eukaryota; Metazoa; Arthropoda; Malacostraca; Decapoda; Penaeidae. Gene Ontology annotation, molecular function: gap junction channel activity. Gene Ontology annotation, cellular component: gap junction; plasma membrane. Bases 645 to 1886 code for a protein of 413 amino acids. The record is from RefSeq and is a predicted model, not a curated record.
AAAAUAGAAUGGGAAGUAGAUCGGCAAUAGAAUAAUUCGAGAGAACCCUCCCUCCCGAGCGGAACAGAACGUUGGCAACCGGACCGAGGAGGAGCGCGUUCCUCCCCCGAGCGAGUCCCGGCCGCACUUCUCGAGGGUGAGCCGAGGUCGAAACAGGCGUGAUGAGGAAUCUCUGACGACGGCAAGGAAGUGAGGGAGAGCGUGAGGAGGAGAGAGAAGAGAGAAGUGCACCGAGGAAGAGCGAGAAGCAGCCCCGCAUACAAGAGCGAGAGGGAGGAGGACGCCUAGCAGUUGCGGUCAGGGAGGAGCGGCUGCGGCUGCGGGAAGACAAGGCAGCGAAGAGGAAGGAGGCGGCAACGGCGGUGUGUGUGAGUGCGUGCGUGCGUGCGUGAAAGUGAGCGCGCGCGCGUCGGCCUGCCACACCAAGUCGUCUUCAUUUUUUCGACGUCCUGCUCUGUCAUGAGUCCUGCCCGGUAACGACGUAGCACAUGAGUGACGUUGACCAAAGCCUGCGUCAGCUCCUGGCUUCCUACGACUCUGCAGCGGCCAGACCCAAGCAGCCUCAGAACCAAAGUUGGCUCUAACAGCCAUCUAACGAAGUUCUCUAGAACCCAGAAUUUUAUAUAUUGAAUAGGACCUGAAAGAUGGCUAUCAUAGGCCACGGGGGCACAGACAUUGUCCGCCAGUUGGUGGGCAAUGUAGUGAACAUCUUCAAGAAGAAGCGUGCGCCGUGCACCUCCCCUUGCGACGGUCUAAUCCUCAAGAUGCACUACCAGUGGACCUUCUGGCUCUUACUAGCCGGCUUCUCUGCCGUGUGGUACUCCUGGUACCACCGCGACGUUAUCACGUGCGUCUCGCAUUUCAACGCCGAGACGCAGGUCCGUUUAGAUUACAUAAACAUCUGCCUCUCGUACCCCUACGUAGAGGAAGGUUCCUCGGAGAAGAGGUUCCUUCUCUUCUACAGGUGGAUCCACUGGACUCUCCUGGUGCUAGCUGGCAUUUACUACAUCCCCCGUAAAAUCUCCAAGAAUUCUGAGAACCCGAAGGUCAAGAAGCUGAUCGAGGACUUGGCGGUGAACUCUCACCGCUAUGACCAGGUCGAGCGAGAGCUGGUGGACCGCGCCGCCCGCUACAUCGCCUACAAUCUUAAGACACACAACGGGCUCUAUUACAAGUUCGUCACUUGCAAUUUGGUCGCCCUGGUGGUGGACAUUAUCAGCUUCCAGUUCCUCGACUUCGUGUUCCAGGGGCGCUUCAUGCACUACGGCUGGAUGGCCUACCCCUACAGCCGCGACCCCGUCAAUUUCUCCGACUACAUGUCCCGGACGUUCCCUCCCUUCGCCAAGUGUGAGCUGGGCGUGGCGAACAAGCUGGUCAACAAACGGACGGAGAAAUUCGGUUGCCAUCUGACGGUGAUGGAGCUCUACGAGAAGGUGUUCCUCGGCGUGUGGGUGUGGCUCAUCCUGCUGACGACUAUCACGUGCGCUUAUCUCAUCUUCCUGGGCUUCAUGUGGCUUCCGUACUUCCGCCUGAUGAUGCUCAAAGUGGCCAAGCCCCUCAAUGCCAAAGACACUGUGAGUAACACCAUAGUCUCCGUUGUGAACUGCUGCAAGAUCGGCGACGUCUACCUGCUGUAUAGACUGAAGCAGCACUUAAGUCACGCUCGCUUCUACGAACUCCUGACGAGGCUAUCUGACCCAGAGCUGAUCAAGACCAUGCUGGAGGACCCGGCCGACCGCGCCAUCAACGCUAAGAAUCACGACAUGCGAGGGAGAAAGCAGGCUGGCAUGGGCAUGGCCGGCCCCAAGGGCAAGUUCGGCGGCCCCAAUGAUCUCUUCAUCUCGCAGGACUACGGCCGACCGAACACGAGUAUUUUGGUUGAGUAAGCCGACCCUCUAGUCUCGUGCUAGAGGGAGUGGCGGCUCAUCCCAGUUUAAAAAAGUACUUAUUUUAUAUCAUCUUAUCUGAUGUUCAGUGAUAACCCGGGGAGGUCGUGCCAUCCCUAGUGAAGGUGAACUGUUGUCCCCAUUUAAGAAAUGUAAGAGUGCUGCCUUGGGAAAAAGGUAAUGAACGCUCCUUGAUACUUUUUUACAAGUCUGCUACACACUUCUCGUGGUGUACAACUCAUUAGUGAUAUUUCUAUAUAUUAACAUUCUUGUGACUGUGUUAUUUGUGGAAGCCAAUCCAAUGUCUGAAAGCCGUUACUGUGUAGGACCGUCCGUCUCCAUGUGUUCAACAUCCCCUCCCCUUUUUGCUUUUUUUUUAUAACCAGUUAUUUAUAAGCCAUGUCAGAGGGAAAACUCGUGUAUGUGUUUUUUAAAGGCAGGAAGCUGGUAUAGAAUGCAUUGUUUCAUCGCAUUUAUAUAUUAUAAAGCACCUACUUGAACGAAUGAAUGCUGUGUGGAUAUGCUUGUGGUAUAUAGUUCUCCCCUUUUAAGUUAUGGAUCUGCAAGGUUUCCUAGCCGUUAAUAUUGGUGCCGACCAGUCAUACUCAGUCACUGGCACAGCAUUUGUUAAAUUUUUUUUUUUUUUUUAACUUGUUAAAUAUAGAGAAAAGGUAGGCCGAGAGAGGUGGUUAAAAUGCAUUAGGUUCUUUUUGUAAGAGUUCCAGAAUGCGAACCAGUUUUUAAAUGUUAUUUUUAAUAGCCGGUAUCUCAUUCCUGUUUUAAACGACCCCCAUCUCUUUAUUAUUAAUUUAUAGAUCUUUUGACAAUUGUUGUGAAAUUGUAUUUUUUAGCCUGUAAACUUGUUAAUGACUGCAUUCGGGCGAGCGAAGCUGAGCUGCGCUGCCACGGCGAUAGUGUGAUAAUAAAUGACUAGCCAAAUCUUGAGCUGGUGCAAGCGACAUUUUUUUUGACUGUUGUCUCUUAUGACUGACAAUCAUAAAGCUUUUUGUAUUUUGGUAAAAUAAACAAAAAUUGAAUUAAGUUUUA